CACCUAUUAAGUUGGUUCGCAACCCGCCAUAAAAUCUAAAGAAGAAGAAGAAGACGAAGAAGAAGGCCAAACAUGGCGGCGUGCACAAGGAGGGCGCGAGAGAUGACGGGCUUGUUACAAGUUUUAAGAAAUUUACCACAGAGCAAGCGAUUUAUCUCGACGUCUGUUUUGAGGCAUGCUGCGACGUCAGAUGGACCACCAAAAUUCACCCCUCCGACAAAACCUGUCAUCAUAGACAAAACACAAAGCGAGGCAUCUCUGCGACGGUUUCUGAGUCCAGAGUUCAUCCCUCCUCGUCAGCGCACAAAUCCUGUGAAGUUUUCCAUAGAACGGAAAGACAUGAUACAGAGACGGAAAGUUCUCAACAUUCCAGAGUUUUAUGUUGGCAGUGUCUUAGCAGUGACCGUGUCUGACCCUCAUGCGGGUGGGAACCUGAAUCGCUUUGUUGGGAUCUGCAUUCAACGCUCUGGAAAAGGACUGGGAGCUACUUUCAUCCUUAGAAAUGUGGUUGAUGGACAAGGCGUGGAGAUAUGCUACGAGUUGUACAGUCCACGUCUGCGGCAGAUUGAGGUGUUGAAGCUGGAAAAGAGACUGGAUGACAAUCUCAUGUACCUGAGAGACGCGCUACCUGAGUACAGCACUUUUGACUUUGAUUUGAAACCUGUCCAUUUUGAGCUCACUGGAGAUGUCCCAGUCAAUUCAUUGAAAGUAAAAAUGAAGCCUAAACCAUGGUCGAAACGUUGGGAGCGUCCAAAGUUUAACAUUCAGGGGAUCCGCUUUGACCUAUGUUUGACCUCAGAGAAGAUGGAGCAUGCUCAGAAGUGGGCUGAACCUUGGAGGCAGUACGAUAUGCUGCGGGAAUAUGACACAUCCAGCCUGGAGGAGCAGAUCCUACAGGAGGUACAAGCAAACCUCAGCAAGUGAGCAGUCAACAGGGAAAGAAUCCAUAUAAAGGGCCCUGGGGCAGAUAUGGCAACUGAUUGAGUCAAGAUGCUGAAAAGGUUUGAAUUUGAGAAGGGAAAAUGUGUUCAGGUUGGCAAAAGACUCAUCCAUUUAUCCACCCAUCCCAGUUCUGGUGUGUGCUUCAAAUUGGAUACUGGAGAUGCAUUCGGAAGAACAAACAUUGGUGCCUGGAAAAAUCUUUUUGUUUAUUUCACACAUUGAUAUGUACAUAAUGUAUCUCACCUGCACAACAUGUUUUAAUGCUGGUGCUUAUAUACAAAUAACAAUAGUCAAUUAAAAAUGACUCAAUAAUUGCUUUGAUAUUAUUUAUCAUUAUCUUAUCUGUCUCAUCAUGUGUCUACAAUGGAGUGUCUUUUUGAAAAUUGUAUACAGUGGUCCUUCUGCCUUGCAAUUAGUCACUCUGACCAAUGGAGAGCAGUAGAGAACACAUGAAUAUUAAUUUCUAAAUUGUAAAUAAAAUAUCCUUCAAACGAAAAAUUUUCGUUUUUUUUUUUUUUUUUUUUUUAAACAAUGUUUGAAAUGAUUACGGUUUAAUUCUGAAACUGAGAUGAAUCGCGAUUAUUUUAUUUUAUUGACAGCUAUAGUUUUAAACCAUAAGAAAUAAAAACUAAUCUGUAUAUAAUUGAA
Molecule: messenger RNA, 1590 nt
Organism: Myxocyprinus asiaticus (Chinese sucker)
Lineage: Eukaryota; Metazoa; Chordata; Actinopteri; Cypriniformes; Catostomidae
Product: 39S ribosomal protein L19, mitochondrial-like
Exons: 6
Coding region: 73-924 (283 amino acids)
Biological process (GO): translation
Cellular component (GO): mitochondrial large ribosomal subunit; ribosome
Molecular function (GO): structural constituent of ribosome
Source: RefSeq, a predicted model, not a curated record